Ruditapes philippinarum (Manila clam) is the source of this 2213-nucleotide messenger RNA. RefSeq lists its product as uncharacterized. The record is from RefSeq and is a predicted model, not a curated record. NCBI's taxonomy places the organism in Eukaryota, Metazoa, Mollusca, Bivalvia, Venerida, Veneridae. The transcript is spliced from 2 exons. The coding region runs from base 106 to 1407 and encodes 433 amino acids.
UAAACAUAUAAAAUAAUUUAUAACAUUGUUGUACUUUUCGUGAAUUGAAUUCCCUUCCACUGAUAUGCUAUUUUAGGAAUUACCAUUAGCCAAUCAGGGAGUACAAUGUUAUCACAUGACUUUCUUAACCAAUCAAAACCCGGCAUCUUCAUUCUUAGCCAUUAUUUUGCAAAGGAUAAUACGCUUACUCAUUUUGCUCAAGAUUCUUUCAUUUACGCUAUAAUCAAGUCAUAUCUUAAACAACAUUAUACGAUGAAACGCAACAAACGUACGGCAACAGUUAGUAAAUGUCUGUUACCAUGUUGUACGGCGGGUUCAUCAAGCCAUGGUCCAGGGGACGAUGCCAUGCACAAUGACAAUGUGACAACAAGGCAUAUUGCGAAACGAACAAAAUCUAACAAUCCAAGUAGACGCAACAAAUAUAAACAAAAUGCAAACAGUCCACCUACGCCGUCACGGCCAUCUUCAACACACAGAGAACCUACACACAGCCAUCCGCCACCACCACCGUUACAGGUCCUACAGAGUUCAGACACCAGCACUGAUUCAGAAGAAUCUGAUGACCCAGAAACUGAUGAUGACUUUUUUAAUUUAGACAGUGUAGUUAAUAAUCACACAUAUAACCUGGCAGGUAACAUUGGCUUGUCCCAAUUUGAAGAGCCCGUUUCCACGCCUAUUUCACAUUCUAUUCCAAACAAAAUAAUCAGGAAAAUUCAAUCAAACAAAUUUGUAGAUUUUGCCUCUCUUUUGCCAAACAUGGCACUAUCAAUGUCACAUCAGGACCAAUUUUCACUGACUGUUAAUUCCAAGAACCAUUUGAGCCUGGUCCCCUCAACAAAUACUAAAAGAAUCCAUAACAUUGACUGUUGGACGACUGCGUUCUUAAGGUUUGUGGCAGUCUACUCUGCAACCUACCCGCAUGAGACCCCACAGUUAAUGAAAUAUGGGGAAAUUGUGCGGGACCUAGCUAGCCGGAGACCGGGCCUUGCCUGGUCUUAUUACGAUUGCCAGUUUCGUAUGUUCCGGGAACGGCAGGUUAUCCCCUGGGACAGAAUACACACCGAGUUUUGGGUCAUGGCCACAACCCACCAACCAUUUCCGGUCCAAUUUCCUCCAUUUCAAGGCAAUCGGCCCUUUCGUUCAAUGCCCAACAGGUCAUUCAGGUCAAACCAAACCUCAGGACGGAAACAGUCCAGAUUCCUUGAGAACACCUGUUGGACAUACAACAGAAGAGGUGUCUGUCAAACCCCACGAUGCCUACGGCCCCACAUCUGCGGCUUUUGUAGAGGUCCACACCAUUCCGGCCAAUGCACUUAUUCCAGCAAAGAACAAGCUUUGUCAGCGGUUAACGCCCCAACAUCCACAACUACCCACACAGCCUCAACAGUCCGUACUCCAAAAAAGUAGGUUAGACCACUGCCUCACAACCCCCAUUAAAGUUCACACACUAGCUCAAUUCUUAAAAGGUUACCACAAUUUUGAUUAUUUGAUCAACGGUUUUACACAUGGUUUCAGUUUGGGUUACAUUGGUCCCCGGGAAUCAACUGUGUGUUUUAAUUUAAAAUCAUGCAUAGAGCUUCCAGAAAUUGUUCUCACUAAACUUCAAAAAGAACUUUCAGCAAAGCGAAUAAAAGGCCCUUUUUCAGAAAAACCUUUCAACAAUUUUCAUAUCAGUCCCAUUGGCUUAGUUCCAAAGAAAACACAAGGAGAAUUCCGAUUGAUACACCAUUUGAGUCAUCCUAAGGGCAAGUCCAUAAAUGACCACAUUGACCCACAACUGGCUACAGUUAAAUAUGCCUCUUUUGACGACGCUGUAACAGCCCUGUUACAAUUUGGUCCAGGCUGUUAUUUUGCGAAAACAGAUAUUAAUGAUGCUUUUAGGAUAAUACCUAUACAACCGAAAGACCAUGAUCGGUUAGGUAUCUUUUUUCAAGGCAAUUAUUACUAUGACACUUGUUUACCAAUGGGAGCGUCCAGUUCAUGCGCUAUAUUUGAAGCUUUUAGCUCUUCCUUACAAUGGAUUAGCAUAACAAAAUUUGAACAUCCCUACCUUAGUUCUCAUUUUAGAUAACUUUUUAUUCUUUGGCCACACUUUUAAUGAGUGUCAGGGUUAUCUUAAAAAAAUUCUUGCCAUAUGUAAUGUCACCGGGGUUCCUAUUAAGGACGAAAAAACUGAAAACGCUCGUCAAGUCAUAACUUUCAUGGGUUUGGAA